GAGUUAAAAAUAAUUGGAACAAAAGAAUCUGUCAUUCUCAUCAUUUCUGUUUCUCUCUCAUGAUGAGCCUAUCUAAUCUAUAUCCAUCGCCAUGGAAGAAGCAUUUCUGUGAUAACAAAAGUUAAAUUCCGCGUUUUCACAUUUUCUCUUUUAAAUAUUUAAAUGAAUUAAAUUAAAUAAAUAAAUUCUUUCACAGCCACAAUUAUUCUAAAGCUUCAAUCUUCUCUCUAUUCUUCUGUCUGACUCUUCUUCACCUCUCUCACCCUUCUCCACUCGCAAAUAUAGGUGGUGAAAAUGUCGACUCCUGCGAGGAAGAGACUGAUGAGGGAUUUUAAGAGGUUGCAACAUGAUCCUCCCGCUGGCAUUAGUGGAGCUCCCCAAGACAAUAAUAUCAUGCUUUGGAAUGCUGUAAUCUUUGGACCAGAUGACACCCCAUGGGAUGGAGGUACGUUCAAGUUGACUCUUCAGUUCACCGAGGAUUAUCCUAAUAAACCGCCUACUGUGCGCUUUGUUUCUCGAAUGUUUCAUCCAAACAUUUAUGCAGAUGGCAGUAUAUGCUUGGAUAUUUUACAGAAUCAGUGGAGUCCAAUUUAUGAUGUAGCUGCAAUACUUACCUCAAUCCAGUCAUUGUUGUGUGAUCCAAACCCAAACUCUCCAGCGAAUUCUGAAGCUGCUCGGAUGUUCAGCGAAAACAAGCGUGAAUACAACCGUAGAAUACGCGAGAUUGUUGAGCAGAGUUGGACUGCUGAUUAACCAUACCAUAUAUAUAUGGCAUUGACGUGACAAUGGCUGUUAUAAAAAUGGAUCUGAUUGAAUAACCACCAGACCUUUAUAAACAACAACUAUGUUUUAUUUUACUUGCCCUUGCUUGACUGUGUGUUUGCUCAAACUUCAUAUGAAUUAAGAACAUUCUUGCUUUUGUUGA
This is a messenger RNA of Trifolium pratense (red clover), 925 nucleotides long. Its product is annotated as ubiquitin-conjugating enzyme E2 2. The transcript has 6 exons. NCBI's taxonomy places the organism in Eukaryota, Viridiplantae, Streptophyta, Magnoliopsida, Fabales, Fabaceae. The record is from RefSeq and is a predicted model, not a curated record. Bases 295 to 753 code for a protein of 152 amino acids.